Molecule: messenger RNA, 1113 nt
Organism: Dibothriocephalus latus
Lineage: Eukaryota; Metazoa; Platyhelminthes; Cestoda; Diphyllobothriidea; Diphyllobothriidae
Source: the annotation of a GenBank genome assembly
AUGUCUGUAAAAGUCUUUAUUUCUUCUGCCUCGGGCAAUCUUGGGGUUAAGAAGAAGCAAAUGAUGCUUUCUACGAUUCUAACUGCUAAAAAAAUCGAGCAUGAACAAAUCGACCUGGCUGACCCUUCAAAUGAGGAGAAAAAGUUUACCCUCAUUGAAAAUUUAAAAAGCAUCGAUAAAAUUUUCGUUCCUCCAAUUCUCUAUAUUGACGAUGAGUACCUUGGUGAAAAAUCGGAUGAUGAAGCUUCUCACACUUCCGAAAGUGAAUCAGAGGAAGGUUCGUCUACUAGUUCAAAACGCAAAAAGAACUCUUUUGAAAGCGACAGCUCAGAAGCCUCUGACAAAAAGAAAGCAAAGUCGGGUGGCAAAGAGUCCGAUGAAGCAGUUAAAUCAGGAGAUAAAAAAGUGAAGAAGAAAAAGUCAAAGCCGUCUGAUGGUGCCGGAAAAAAGGCUAAAGAAGAAAAGAAAAAAGAGUCUUCCUCCGCCGAAUCCGAGUCGGAUUCCUCUGCGGAAGAGAAAGAUGGUAAGAAGGCCAAAGAAGAAAAGCCUAAAGAAGAAAAGAAAAAGGAGUCCUCUUCCACCGAAUCUGAGUCGAGUUUCUCUGAGGAAGAGAAAGAUGAUAAGAAAGCCAAGGACAAGAAGAAAGAAAAGGCUAAGCCAGAAGCCAAAACCAAAAAAGAGUCAUCAGAGUCGGAAAGUGAAGAAUCUUCCGAGGAGUCGAAAAAGGAGAAGGUCUCUGCAACCGCUAGUAAAACCAAAAAGGAUGCAAAGGCAUCUGAAUCCAGUAGCGAGAGCGAGGAAUCGGAAGCUUCUGAAAAGGCAAAAACUACCGCAAAACCGACAGCGUCUUCCAAAGCGGAGUCAACAUCUUCUGAAUCUGAGUCCUCUGAGACGGAAAGUGAAUCCGAAACAGAGGAGCCCCCGAAGAAAACUCCUACAAAGGCUGACGCCAAAAGUGAAGAUAAGAAAAAGAGUGAGAGUUCCGAGUCCAAGGCGGCGGAACCACCGAAGAAGCCUCCUUCAAAGGCUGACUCCAAAACUGAAAGGAAGGUAGAGAGUUCGAGUGAAAGUGAGAGUUCGAGUUCUGGGUCCGAAACAGAGUCUUCUGACUGA